CAACUUCCCUGCUGGUCAUUAGUCUCCUGACCACCUUUCUUCUCAUUUGCUCUCUUCCUGACUUGGUAGCUGUUUCUGAGUCGCUAGCCUCUCAGAGCCCGGCUUCUGUUCUCCAGUCAUGAACUGUACUUGGAAAGCCCUUCUUCUGCUGACAGCUUUUGUUUCUUCUCUUGGCUUCAACUUGGACACAGAGAAGCCAACACAUUUCCAUAUGGAUGUUGCUGGCUUUGGACACAGUGUGGUUCAGUAUGACAACACCUGGGUGGUGGUGGGAGCUCCAAAGGAAAUAAGGGCCACUAACCAAAUGGGUGGCCUUUACAGAUGUGGCUAUCACAUGGACAAGUGUGAGCCUGUCCACCUCCAGGUGCCCCCAGAAGCUGUGAACAUGUCCCUGGGUCUGUCCCUCACUGCUGCCAGCAACCCUCCCAGGCUGUUGGCCUGUGGUCCUACUGUGCACCACACAUGCAGAGAGAACAUAUACUUGACGGGACUCUGCUUUCUACUGGUCUCAUCCUUCCUGCAGUACCAAAGGCUCCCCACUGUGCCACAGGAGUGUCCAAGACAGGACCAGGACAUUGUGUUCUUGAUUGACGGCUCGGGUAGCAUCGCUCACAGAGAUUUUCAAACAAUGCUGAAAUUCGUGGAAGCUGUGAUGAAACAAUUCUAUCGCCCUCGCACACAGUUCUCCUUGAUGCAGUUCUCCCAUAGAUUCUGGACACAUUUUACUUUUAAUGACUUCGCCUCUGCUUCAAAUCCUUUAAACCAGUUGAACUCUGUGAAUCAGCUGGGAGGGUUUACACACACAGCCACGGCUAUCAAGUAUGCCAUAACAGAACUGUUCACUGCCCAAAGAGGGGCUCGGAAAGAUGCCACCAAGGUCCUCAUUGUCAUUACUGAUGGGAAGAAAAAAGGUGACAGCCGGAAUUAUAAUGAAGUCAUCCCCUUGGCUGAGGCUGCGGGCAUCAUUCGUUAUGCAAUUGGGGUAGGACAGGCCUUUUACAGUGGACAUUCCUGGCAAGAAUUAGUGGAUAUUGCAUCGAUGCCUUCCCAAGAAUACAUUUUCAAUGUGGAGAACUUUGAGGCUUUGAAGACCAUUCAGAACCAGCUGAAGGAGAAGAUCUUUGCCAUUGAGGGCACCGAGACAGCAAGCAGCAGUUCUUUUGAGUUGGAGAUGUCCCAGGAUGGCUUCAGUGCUGCCUUUACGCCUGAUGGACCAGUUCUGGGAGCUGUGGGAAGCUUCAGCUGGUCUGGAGGUGCCUUCUUAUACCCCCCAAAUACGAGACCCACCUUCAUCAACAUGUCUCAGGAGAAUGUGGACAUGAGGGACGCCUACCUGGGUUACUCUACCGCACUGGCCUUUUGGAAGGGGGUCUACAGCCUGGUCCUAGGGGCCCCACGCCACCAGCAUACCGGGAAGGUUGUCAUCUUUAGCCAGGAGUCCAGGCAAUGGAGGCCCAAGUCUGAAGUCAGCGGGACACAGAUCGGCUCCUACUUUGGGGCCUCCCUCUGCUCUGUGGACAUGGAUGGAGAUGGCAGCACUGACCUGGUCCUGGUCGGGGCCCCCCAUUACUACGGGCAGGCCCGAGGGGGGCAGGUAUCUGUGUGCCCCAUGCCCAGUGGGAGAAUCAGGUGGCAGUGUGAGGCCACUCUGCAUGGGGAGCAGGGCCAUCCUUGGGGCCGCUUUGGGGCGGCCCUGACAGUGCUAGGGGACGUGAAUGGGGACAAUGUGACAGAUGUGGCCAUCGGUGCACCUGGAGAGGAAGAGAACAGAGGUGCUGUGUAUGUAUUUCAUGGAGCCUCAAAACUGGACAUCAGCCCCUCGCCCAGCCAGAGGAUUUCAGGAUCCCAGCUUUUCUCCAGGCUCCAAUAUUUUGGGCAGUCACUGAAUGGGGGUCAGGAUCUCACCCGGGAUGGACUGGUGGACCUGGCCGUGGGGUCCAAGGGACACGUGCUGCUGCUCAGGUCCAGACCGAUUCUUCGAAUGUCAUCGACUAUAGGCUUCAAACCUACAGAGAUCGCCAGGUCUGUGUUUGAGUGUGAGGAGCAAGUGGCCCCUGUCCAGUCACUGGGUGAUGCCAUUGUCUGCCUUAAUAUUUAUGAAAGUUCCCGGACCCAACUAGGUGACCUCCGAAGCUCUGUCACCUUUGACUUGGCCCUAGACCCUGGCCGCCUGAGUCCCCGUGCCAUCUUUGAGGAAACAAAGACCCAGGCUCUAACCCGAGUUAAAACCCUUGGUCUGAGCAAGGACUGUGAAACUGUGAAGUUGCUUCUCCCAGCCUGUGUGGAAGACUCAGUGACCCCUAUCACGUUGCGCCUCAACUUCUCUCUUGUUGGAAUGCCCAUCCCUUCCCACCAAAACCUUCAACCCAUGCUGGCUGUAGAUGAGCAAACGUACUUCACGGCCUCUCUUCCCUUUGAGAAGAACUGUGGAGCUGAUCACAUCUGCCAGGAUGACCUUGGCAUCAACUUUGGCUUCCCAAACUUGAAGACUCUGGUGGUGGGAAGUGAUCUGGAGCUGAAUGUGGAUGUGACAGUGUCUAACGACGGGGAAGAUUCCUAUGGGACCACAGUCACUUUGUCAUACCCAGUGGGUCUGUCCUUCAGACGAGUGGCAGAAGGCCGAGUUCUCCUUCGGGGGAGGGAAGAGAACCAACGACGGCAGCACUCCCUGCACCUCACAUGUGACAGCACCCCAAGCAGGAACCAGGGCUUCUGGAGGACCAGUUGCAGCAUCAGCCAUGUCAUUUUCCGUGGAGGCGCACGGAUGACUUUCUUGGUGACUUUUGAUGUCUCCCCCAAAGCUGUGCUGGGGGACCGGCUGUUUCUAACUGCCAGAGUGAGCAGUGAGAACGACACACCUGGGAACCGAAAAACCACCUUCCAGCUGGCGCUCCCAGUAAAGUAUGCCGUGUACACCGUGAUCAGCAGCCAUGACCAGUCUACCAAGUAUCUCAACUUCUCGGCCUCAGAAAAGGAGAGCAGUGUGGUGGAGCAUAGAUACCAGGUGAAUAAUCUGGGGCAGAGGGACAUUCCAGUCAGCAUCAACUUUUGGGUGCCUACAGAGCUGAAGGGAGAAGCUGUGUGGACUGUGGUGGUCUCCCAACUCCAGAACCUGCCCACCCAGUGCUAUCAGAAGAGACUAGUGCCAACACAAUCAGACCUCCUGGCCCACAUGCAGAGGAGCCCUGAGCUGGACUGCUCCAUUGCUGACUGUCUGCACUUCCGCUGUGACAUCCCCUCCUUGGGCAUCCAGGACGAGCUUGACUUCAUCCUGAAGGGCAACCUCAGCUUCAGCUGGGUCAGUCAGACUUUGCAGAAAAAGGUGGUGGUCAUGAGUGUGGCAGAGAUCACAUUCAACACUUCUGUGUAUUCCCAGCUGCCGGGGCAGGAGGCAUUUCUGAGAGCUCAGACGAAGACAGUGCUGGAGAUGUACGAAGUUCACAACCCUGUCCCUCUCAUAGUGGGCAGCUCGGUGGGAGGUCUGCUGCUGCUGGCUCUCAUCACAGCUGCACUGUACAAGGCUGGUUUCUUUAAACGUCAAUACAAGGAAAUGAUGGAGGAGGAAGCUAAUGGACAGAUUGUCUCAGAAAAUGGGGCAGCAGACCCCCAAGUUUCCCAGUGAGAACUUAUCUCCUUGUCUUCUUUGAACUUGCCCUCCUGAGAGCUUUGCCAGAUCUUGUGCUCAAGGGCAAAGAAACAUUCUGCACCAGGAAUGCUGGGACCAAGCCAACUUUGCUCUUUGUGUCUUGUUUGGGAAGGGACAUUUGUCUGGUCAAAACUUUACUGGGAAACUCGGAGGACCCGUUCUCUGCUAUGGCCCAGAUAACAUGACCAGGAACUUCUACCUAGGAAUACAUGGGGCAUUCAGUGGCUCCCUUCUCCCUUUGACCACUAAUGAGCUUUCUACGAAGAAGAGUGGACAUAGUCAUUCACCUUUGUGUAUUUCCAAUUCUUCCCAUCUACUUCCAGGGUGUUAGAGUUGAGUUCUGUCUCCAGGAGGCGAGCUUCAGACAGCCUGGGAUGCUCUGUGCUUCCACGCCAUCCUCAUUUCUAGUAAAAUAUUGUUUCUUUGA
Molecule: messenger RNA, 4073 nt
Organism: Phodopus roborovskii (desert hamster)
Lineage: Eukaryota; Metazoa; Chordata; Mammalia; Rodentia; Cricetidae
Gene: Itgax
Product: integrin subunit alpha X
Exons: 30
Coding region: 119-3622 (1167 amino acids)
Biological process (GO): cell-cell adhesion; cell adhesion mediated by integrin; cell-matrix adhesion
Cellular component (GO): integrin complex; external side of plasma membrane
Molecular function (GO): integrin binding
Source: RefSeq, a predicted model, not a curated record